AUGUCUAGAUAUCCACCAGAGGCUGAUGAAGGCCAGAGGCGGCACUACAACGAUGGAACCUACAAUUAUCCAGCUUAUGACCCCUACGAGCCGCAGCAGCCCAAUCCGUACGACAACCACCCCAACCCAUACGACAGGAACUACAACGAUCCAUUCACUGGAUCACCGACGACGACGACGAAUCCGUUCAACACACCUGGUCCUCCUCCACCCUUACACCCAUCCGCUUAUGGAAACGCGCCGCCAUUAGCGAUCCCAACGCCUCCUCCUCCCCCGCCACACGUGAUCCCCUCGGCGUCCCCGCCGAUGUUGACGCAUACGCCUCUUCCCCCGCCGGGCCAUGUCCAAUUCCAGGUUGCCCCGCCGCAACCACCAGGGACGCCGCUGUCGACGGGGUACAGGCGCUCAGCGUACGAGCCCGACGACGAUGGCGGCAUGGAUGCGGGUGAUAUCCCGCUGCUGCGGCGAGAUCCAGCCUCAGACUCAUCACUGCUACGCCCGCCGAGCGCGAUGCCUGUCCCUGUCAACUACGACGACAACCGGAGUCCUAGCACGGCGCCUGAGGACACCACGAACAUCCGCUACGGGCGGAUUCCACAGCGGGUCCCUAGGCGGUACAAGACUGUGAAAAAAGUCGAAUUGUUCCAUGGAAACUUUGUGCUCGACAACGCCGUCCCGCCCAAGCUCCUCGACAUGUGUCCUAACCGUCACGAUCGAGAAUUCACCCAUAUGCGGUAUUCUGCGGCCACCUGCGAUCCUAACGACUUCAAGGACUCUGGGUUUACUCUACGCCAGGUGCAUUACGAUCCACCUCGAAAGACCGAGCUUUUCAUCGUGAUGACGAUGUACAACGAAGACGAAGAGUUGUUCUGCCGGACCAUGCACGGUGUGAUCAAGAACAUUGCGCAUUUGUGCAAGCGCGACAGGAGUAAAACGUGGGGCAAGGAGGGCUGGAAGAAGGUCGUGGUGUGCAUUGUCAGCGACGGUCGAGAGAAGAUCAACUCGAGGACGCUUAGCGUUAUCGCGGCAAUGGGCGCCUAUCAGGAGGGUAUCGCAAAGACAAAGGUUGGGACGAAGGACGUGACGGCGCACAUUUACGAGUACACGACACAGAUCUCCGUCACGCCUUCCAUGAAAAUCGAAACCUCUACAUCUGGCACCGUCCCUGUGCAAAUCAUCUUCUGUCUCAAGGAAAAGAAUCAGAAGAAGAUCAACUCGCAUCGGUGGUUCUUCAACGCCUUUGGUCCGAUCCUCGAGCCCAAUGUUUGCGUUCUCCUCGACGUCGGUACCAUGCCGGGACCUACCUCCAUCUACCAUCUCUGGAAAGCCUUCGACAUCAACUCGAACGUUGGAGGGGCUUGUGGAGAGAUCGUGGCGUUGAAGGGAAAGUAUGGCCUCAACCUCGUCAACCCACUCGUCGCUGCGCAGAACUUCGAGUACAAGAUGAGUAACAUCUUGGAUAAACCUCUGGAGUCUGUGUUCGGGUAUAUUACUGUGUUACCUGGAGCGUUCAGUGCCUACCGGUACAUCGCCCUUCAGAACGACCCGGCGACUGGCGAAGGUCCUCUACGACAGUAUUUCCUUGGUGAAUCGAUGCACGGAGCAGGAGCGGACAUCUUUACCGCCAACAUGUAUUUGGCUGAGGAUCGAAUUCUCUGUUGGGAACUCGUCUCGAAACGAGGGGGCGCAUGGACUCUCCACUACGUCAAAUCCGCCUACGCUGUUACCGACGUACCGGACCAAGUCCCAGAACUCAUCUCGCAGCGUCGUCGAUGGCUGAACGGUUCUUUCUUCGCUGCUGUGCACUCGGUCUUCCAUUUCCACUAUCUAUACCGGAGCUCCCAUUCGUUCAUGCGUAAAUUCUGGAUCCACGUCGAGAUGUUUUAUCAGUUGUUCAACUUGAUCUUCGCCUGGUUCUCGUUAGCUAACUAUUACAUCGCAUUCAACAUUCUUUGCACUGCGAUGGAGGAUCCCAGCUUUGGCCUCAAAGGCAUCAACAUUUUCAACAUUAUUAUCAAUUACUUCUACGUUGGCCUCCUGCUCAUGUGCUUCAUCUUGAGUUUGGGUAAUCGACCACAGGGAGCGAAAUGGUUCUAUACGAUGGCGAUGAUUGGGUUUGCCUUGAUUACGGUUUACAUGACGUUUGCAGCGUUCUUCCUGGCUGUGAAGGGUAUCCAGGCUAUUGGACGGGAGACGGACGGCGGUAUCACGUUUGGCACGUUCUUCGAGAAUAGUAUCUUCAGGAACAUCAUCCUGUCGCUGGCUGCAACCUUAGGCCUGUACCUCCUCGCCUCGCUUAUCUUCUUCGAACCGUGGCACAUGAUAACCUCCUUCCUGCAAUACCUCCUCAUGGCCCCCUCGUACAUCUCCGUCCUCAACGUCUACGCCUUCGCCAACGUGCACGACGUGUCUUGGGGUACCAAGGGUGACAACAAGGCCCCCACCUCGCUCGGUACGGUCCCAACGUCCAAGAACAAGAACGAAGUCGAGGUCGAACUUCCGACGAGCGAGAAGGACAUCAACGCGCUGUACGAGGAUGCGAUCCAUGUUCUCAACACGAAGCCGCCCAAGCAGGAAGCAAAGGUCGAUGCGGGCCAGAAGCAGGAGGAUUACUAUAGGAACUUUAGGACCAAUGUGCUGUUGGCCUGGACUCUGACGAACGGUUUGUUGGCUGCUGCGAUCACUUCGACGGCGAGUAAGGAUGGAGCUGGCAAGGCUGUUGAAGGUUAUAUGGCGUUCUUGCUGUUCUCUGUUGCUGGACUUGCUUUUGUCCGGUUUAUUGGUUCGACUACGUAUAUGAUUGUUCGGUUGUUUGCUGGAGAGUAA
Coprinopsis cinerea okayama7#130 is the source of this 2826-nucleotide messenger RNA. RefSeq names its product chitin synthase. The coding region runs from base 1 to 2826 and encodes 941 amino acids. Gene Ontology annotation, molecular function: chitin synthase activity. NCBI's taxonomy places the organism in Eukaryota, Fungi, Basidiomycota, Agaricomycetes, Agaricales, Psathyrellaceae. The transcript is spliced from 11 exons. Gene Ontology annotation, cellular component: cell periphery; cell septum. The record is from RefSeq and is a predicted model, not a curated record.